This is a messenger RNA of Cicer arietinum (chickpea), 949 nucleotides long. RefSeq names its product WUSCHEL-related homeobox 5. Gene Ontology annotation, biological process: plant organ development. NCBI's taxonomy places the organism in Eukaryota, Viridiplantae, Streptophyta, Magnoliopsida, Fabales, Fabaceae. Gene Ontology annotation, molecular function: DNA-binding transcription factor activity; DNA binding. The record is from RefSeq and is a predicted model, not a curated record.
UAUUAACCACUAUGUUUUCAGAGAUGUUCCGCACCAAAAACAAUACGCAUGAUAAUUUUCCUCAACUUUCAACCAAUAUCAUUAUUCUCUAUAAAAUCAUAUCAUAUACUCAUUUAUGUUCUAUCGAUUUCUAUUCUCAUUUUCACCAUGAACAUGGACACCACCGGCAAGACUGAGAUUAUUUCAUCUUCUUCUUCUUCUUCUUCUUCCUCCUCAAGAUGGAACCCUACUAAAGAACAAAUAAGUGUGUUGGAGAAUUUGUAUAAGCAAGGAAUAAAGACACCAAGUGCUGAGGAAAUUCAACAGAUUACAGCUAGACUUAGAGUGUAUGGUCACAUCGAAGGGAAGAAUGUUUUCUACUGGUUUCAGAAUCAUAAAGCUAGACAGAGACAGAAACAGAAACAAGAAACUAUUGCUUAUUUCAAUCGUUUUCUUCAUAGACCACAACCCAUUUACACUUCUCCUAAUGCUCUCUGCACACCAUAUUGUGUACCUCAAGCACAAAGUGAAAUAAGCUAUUACCCUAAAAACCAAAAAGUGCUUCUACCUGCUGCAGCAGUAAGUUACAGAAGGAACCAAUCUGAGAAAGUAAUGUCAAAUGGCAUGUCAAACAUAUGCAAUAAUCCAAUGGUAUAUGAAGGCAUGCAAAUGCAACAGAGAAUGUGCCAUGAUUAUCAUGAAUUCAGUUACAGUAACCAAGAAACGUUGGAUCUAUUUCCACUGCACCCAACUGGAAUCUUGGAAGGGAAAACAACAACAGAGCAUGUUUCAGUUUCUGCUGAUGAUAGUUCUUCUGAUACACAUCAUUCUGGUUCUCCUGAUAUCAUUCAAGAUCAUGAUAACCAACCUUUCUUUGACUUUUUUAAUAAUUCUGGAAAAAGUUGUUGAUGUUACUCUGUCCUAAAGUACAAACAUAUGCAAUGAAACUUUGAGUUCCACAUUUUGUUAA